UAUUUGCGUUUUCAUAUGAGAUAUGAAUGUCUUGAAUACAAAUUAAAAACAAUUGGUCUCUAAAUGAUAACAAUUGUUUGUCCAUCGCUUAGUCAUUAAAGUGAUGUCAAAGACAUCGGUAACUAUAGACAGCUAAAGAUCACCGAAUGGCUGACUUGAAGUCAGAAACGACACAAUUAUUGGGCAAUGAAUCCAAAGAAGUCUUUGAAGACAUGGAAAGUCCGAAUGAAGACAAAGAUUGUCAUUCAUUUGAUGCCAAUUCAGUGGACAGCAAUAAGACACUGACCGGUAAUCAAAAUAACAAUGAGAACAACGAUUUGAUGGAUCAGUCAAUAAGUGAUAAUAAAUGUAACGAAAGUCGUAAACGAGAUAUUAAUGUUGAGACAAGAAAUGACUGUAAGAGUGACCAAAAUGAACGAAGACUACCGUCUGAGCCAUUGAGUCGACCAUUCUUUACAUUUCCACGUUUUCUUAGCGGAAGAAGAAAGAGAAUUAAAAGAAAAAGUAUGGUUUCUAACGACAGACCGGUGGCCGCUAUCGAAGAACAUCCAGAAAAUGAUUCGGUCGGACAAAUGACCGCAAAUACAACCAAUAAUUACAAUGAAUACCGAAAUAAACGCAAUGUUUAUGUAAAGGAAAGCUUUUUUAUACGUUUAAUGAGACACUUGGCGUCACCCGUUCACGGAGGACAUCGAGACAGUGGUCAGGGAUAUCGGUCACCGCGAACUCAAAGCGCAUACUUAUCAGAACAAAGAAGUUCAACACUAGACAGACGUCGAUCAAAACCAGAAUCAUUCACAUCUUCGGCAUCUAAUGGUGACAUUAAUAGGCAUCACAUACUUAUUGAACAAAACAGUCAUAAUCGCAACCAUUCGGCGGUCAACGGCUUUGAAGUACCGGCCGUUUGUGGCAUCAAAAAUCACGGCAACACGUGUUUCAUGACAGCUAUCAUACAAUGUCUUUGUAAUACAGAUCUAUUGGCCGAGUAUUUUGUGAUGAAUCACUAUAGGAGUGAUUCGUUAAGACAUAACAAACUUCACGCCAAAAAGUAUGGCACUAAAGGAGAACUAACAGAACAGUUGGCACUAUUACUCAAAUCUUUGUGGUCUUGUAUGUACUCGAGUGAGAUCUCCAGUAAAUUCAAGACACUUAUGGCUAAAUAUAGCGCUCAAUAUGAAGGCAGUGAACAACACGACGCACAGGAGUUCCUUCUUUGGCUUCUCGACAAGUGUCACGAAGACCUUAAUAUUGCCAACAAAAAGAAAUAUAAAAAAAUUAAAAGUUUAUCUAACAAUCGAUCGGAUGAGAUAAUAGCAGCGGAGACUUUGGCCAAUUAUAUGCGAUGCAACAGUAGUUUUAUUCAUGACUUAUUUCAGGCACAAUUGAGAUCAUCUCUUGUAUGCCGAUCCUGUGGUAAACAUAGCAAUACAUUUGAUCCAUACCUAUGUCUAUCACUACCCGUUCCCAUUAGACUGACGCACACUCUUCUUAUAAAUUCAGUAUUUCUCGAUAGAAAGCCACGAGAAAUUAAAAUUGGUGUUACUAUUGAAUCAUUGGCCACUAUUAGAGAAUUAAGAGAUAAAAUUAGUCGCUUAUUAAAAAUACCCGAAAAACAAUUAAUUCUUCUAUUAAUUGGACAAGAAUUUGGUCUCAAAGAAUUAGCAAAAGAUUCUGAUAUUGUUCAGGAAGUUCUCGAAGAUAUGAAUGAAAUUUAUGCUUUGGAAACACCAAAAGUCGACCAAAACUAUACUAACCAUAACUCGAUCUCAAGUAAUGGUAGCGGACAAAAGUUAACAUUGAUUUGGUCCAAUCGGGUCGGUAUCGGAAAUCAGGGAAAAAUAUUUGGACCAUUGUUUUCUUGUCUGAUAUCUCGAGAAGCAUCCUAUAAACAAAUCCAAUUAGACAUAAUUAGUGCCAUGAGAUCUAUGCUUAAACAUGAUUCUGAUAUUAGUUCAAUCAGUUGUAGUCUUAAUUUACGACUUCGAGUUAUUGGUGGUAUACCUGGUAAAGCAUAUUUGCCUGAAGAUGUUGAUCAUCCGUUAUAUAUGCCAACUGUCGAUAAGGCACUGACUGGAUGUGAAGAUAAGGAGUAUAGAGGACCUAUUCAUUUGAAAAUAAUGGUUGAAUGGGACCUCGAUAUGAGACAAACUUUGAUUAUUGCUGAUGACCAAAUGAAUGACCCAGUAGUGGACAGUUCAAUUGAAUUGGCUAAAGCCAGGUCUCAAAAAACUAAUAGGGCUUCACUUAGAGAUUGCUUUGACAUGUAUUUUAAAGAAGAAAGGUUGUGCGCCGAUAAUGCCUGGACUUGUCCGUCAUGUAAGCGGCGGCAACAGUGUACUAAAAAGUUGAAUUUGUGGUCCGUCCCCGAUAUCUUUAUUAUUCAUUUGAAACGUUUCCGUCAAUCAUCUCAAUCACAACGAAAUAAAGUGACCACUCAUGUAGUGUUUCCUCAAACAGGUUUAGACAUGAGUGCAUAUAUUGUUCCUCGCGCUCAAACUAAUGGUAAUAUAACUAACGGUUUACCAGCACUUUGGUCGCCAUCAAAAAGAUCACGAAUGUAUAGUCGGUUUAUUACAAGAACUGACGAUAAUAUUUAUGAUUUAUAUGCUGUUUGUAACCAUAAGGGAAAUAUGCAAAGUGGACAUUACACGGCAUUUUGUCGAAAUCCAAUUGACAAUUGUUGGUAUCAUUUUGAUGAUACAAAAGUAGUUCCCGUCAAUGAGUCUUCAGUCAUUACAUCCGAUGCAUACAUACUUUUUUAUCAGAGGAGUAGCCUAUCGUCUGCAUUCUCUUCUUGUUCUUCGUCGUCGACAUCAGGUUAUAGUAGUUCCGCGAGUUCUUAUUACAGCGACCACUGGGCUUUCAGGAUGCCUCCAUUCAACUAUUGGUCGCCUAAAUCUAGCAAAAGUCACGAUAAUUUAUUCUCUGAAAUAAAUGAAAGAAAUGGUGCCAAAAGUGGAGUGACAACACCUCCAACACCCGGAGCUAUAACUCGAGACAUUACCCGCUAUGCAAGUCUGCCUUCAAAGAGUUCUCAAUUCAAAACUAAGUCAUUGCAAACUGAAACAAAAAUAACUCACAAUAAUUACAAUAACAAUAACAAUGAUACAAAUGAUUUAAAAGUGAUAAAAACAGAGUUGAAAACAAACUCAACUUCUGUUGUUACCACUAUUAAUACCACUAACAGUAGUGUCAACAAUAACAACAUUAAUAGUAAUAAUAAUAAGGCGACUACAAAUUUAAUUCAAAAUAAUUGUAAUGAAAGUACAAAAAUAACCGAUAAUGUCGACGAAUCGGAUAACAAUGUUAACGUAUGGCAUCCCAAAGCUGAUAGCAACACAUACUGGGCCAUCACAUCUGUUUAAUAAUGAUAAACAUUUUGAUAACGAGUCAGUUAUAACCGAAUUUAUGAACAAUAAGUUAUAAAGAAAGGGCUUAUUUUGCAAGAAUUAUUUUUUUGAGUGAAAUAAUUUGUAUAUAAAGCCAUUUAACUGUUGAUAUUUCCUACCAUUCCAUCCUAUAAACCGAUUCCACUGAAAAAUUAUUUAUUUUGCACAAAAAUAUUUGUUUUUUAUAAUGAAAUCGCAUUCCUAUCAAUGCAACAAAAGUAUUGAAGAAUUAGACUAAUUCGUCAAUAAUUGUUAACUAAUUUUCCUAAAAGUUGAGUAUCUUUAGCAUAAUGUACUGUAUUAUUGAAAUCAUUUUAAAUGCGAUACUGAUUAGACAAUAACAUGAGUAUUAUAACUAGUGAUAGAUAUACAAUAAUUGAUAAAUAGUUAAAACUAUAUUUGUCUAUAAUUUGAAUUUAUUUAAAUCAUUUAGAAAUUAGCCAAACGGCCAAAAGUGUUGACAUUUGUGGCCAAAUUCGCCUAAAUUUGCUCACAAUCUGAUCCAUUGUAUUCACAUCGUCUAUAUGUCUGAUGAAGUAAUUUAUUACAAUUAGAGACAACUAGUCAUUAGUUAAUAAACAGUUAGUCAUAAAAGUUAAGUGCAAUUGUGAACAGCUCUUCAUACAGACAUUAAGUGACGAUAAUUCCAUUGUUUAUAAACUAAUUGCAAAUUAUAUAAUAAUUUUAAUUAAAUAUAUUUUUUAUUAAUCG
This is a messenger RNA of Oppia nitens, 4100 nucleotides long. RefSeq names its product ubiquitin carboxyl-terminal hydrolase 31-like. The record is from RefSeq and is a predicted model, not a curated record. Gene Ontology annotation, molecular function: cysteine-type deubiquitinase activity. The transcript has 7 exons. Gene Ontology annotation, biological process: protein deubiquitination. Lineage: Eukaryota; Metazoa; Arthropoda; Arachnida; Sarcoptiformes; Oppiidae. Bases 147 to 3365 code for a protein of 1072 amino acids.